Molecule: messenger RNA, 442 nt
Organism: Acanthoscelides obtectus
Lineage: Eukaryota; Metazoa; Arthropoda; Insecta; Coleoptera; Chrysomelidae
Source: the annotation of a GenBank genome assembly
AAAGAGUUUGUCGCGUGUAACAGUUGAGUUUUUUGUUUAUUAGUUUGAUCAAUAGUUUCUGAAACCCAUUAUAACCGAGACAAGUAGUAUUAUAACAGUAAUGUCAUACGAGGCAGAACAACUUCGCCUCCAAAAACUUUGGCAAGAGCUUUUAUCUGAAGACGAAAUAGACGAUGAAGAUUUGUUUGGAGAAACUUCAGCAGAUGAAUAUCAGCCUUCUGACAAUACGAGUGACUCUGAUUCGGAUUCAGGAAAGAAAAGACGAAAAAGUGAAAAAUCUGGAAAAACCAAAUUUGUUUUUGAUAAAACCAACCAUCUACUUCGACAGCUAGUGUACAGGACUUUAUUGAUGGAAGCCAACUGUCAACUUCGGGAGCUGUUGUACAGAAGUUCGAUGCUGCCAGUAGUGCCAGUAUACAACAAACGAUUGAAGAUGUCAUAA